AUGGAAAUCCACCUUUUGUACAGAUGCAACAUUGACCAUGCGUACUAUCAACAUAGACUGUGUAAAAAGUCUCAAAAGUUACCAGUGCUGUGUGGACUUGAUUUCUUGGUGCUGACAAGACCUCUUGUGAUCAAAGAAAUGGCUCCAGCUAUUAACCGCAGAAGAAUUGCAGCUGCUCUCCUUUUAUCAAGAAGAAGACAAAGACGAAUAACACGCUCUUGGUGGGUGCAUCCACUGAAUCAGAGAAGAGCAUCACAUGGGGCAUUUUACCACCUUGUGGCAGAGCUGCAACUGUUUCCUGACAGAUACCACUCUUAUUUUCGAAUGUCUGUUGCGAAGAUGGAGGAGCUCCUGUCCAUUGUUGGACCUGAAAUACAAAUGUGUGACACCAAUUACAGAGACAGCAUUGAUGCCAAGCAGAGGCUCGCCGUGACUAUCAGGUUCUUAGCAACGCGCUGUGCCUCGCGCGUGGUAUGCGCGGACAGUGUGGCCAACUGGCCACUUCCAAUCCGCUUCAAUUAG
This is a messenger RNA of Knipowitschia caucasica, 522 nucleotides long. NCBI's taxonomy places the organism in Eukaryota, Metazoa, Chordata, Actinopteri, Gobiiformes, Gobiidae. The record is from the annotation of a GenBank genome assembly.